Molecule: messenger RNA, 1945 nt
Organism: Panicum virgatum (switchgrass)
Lineage: Eukaryota; Viridiplantae; Streptophyta; Magnoliopsida; Poales; Poaceae
Product: DAR GTPase 3, chloroplastic-like
Exons: 11
Coding region: 13-1200 (395 amino acids)
Cellular component (GO): mitochondrion
Molecular function (GO): GTP binding; GTPase activity
Source: RefSeq, a predicted model, not a curated record
AAGCCACAACUCAUGUCGAGGAGCCCGCCGCUCACUCCCGAGGGGAGAGAAACCGCCCAAAUGGCGUGCGUCGCCGCGCUCCUCGCUUCCCCGGCGCUCCUCCCCUUCCCCUCCACCGCCUCAUCCACGGCCACGUCCUCCUGCUCCCGCCCCGCCGUCGUCGCCCGCGCGCCGCGCCAGCAGCCGCGAGGGCGACGCGCGCUCCGGCGCUUCGAUGAGGUGGAAGGGGUGUCGAAGAAGCGGCGCGGCAUCGGAGGAGGAGCCAGCGGCGCUGCGGGGUCGCAGGCAUCGUCGCCGCGCAGGGACAGGGGGCUCGCCGUCGACUUCAAGGAGUCGCAGGUUGCUGAGUUUGAAGAUCUUGAAGAGGACAAAUUCCUUAAUGUUGUUGUCAAGGUUGCUGGUGACACAUUGCUUGGUUUAUAUGAGAAAGAGAGAUUAGGUCUCUCACAAUAUGCGGACGAGUCUGAAGAAGAGACAUAUUGGGAAACCUUGGAUGCUGAUUUGCGCUACUGGACCAGAUCACUGCGCCCAGUGCAGUGGUAUCCUGGUCACAUUGCAAAAACGGAGAAGGAAUUGAAGGAACAGUUAAGGCUCAUGGAUGUUGUCAUAGAGAUCCGUGAUGCUAGGAUUCCCUUGUCCACCAGCCACCCUAAGAUGGACUCCUGGCUAGGCAACCGGAGAAGGAUCAUAGUCUUGAAUCGUGAGGACAUGAUCUCAACUGAGGACAGGAAUGCAUGGGCUACUUACUUUGCUAAUCAGGGCACCGAAGUUGUCUUCGCCAAUGGGCAGCUGGGCAUGGGUACAAUGAAAUUAGGUAGGAUGGCAAAAUCAGUAGCAUCUGGUGUGAACACAAAGCGAAAGGAAAAGGGACUACUUCCUCGUCCGGUUCGAGCUGGAAUAGUUGGAUAUCCAAAUGUUGGCAAAUCUUCCUUGAUUAAUCGCUUGCUGAAACGAAGAAUGUGCCCAGCAGCACCUAGACCAGGUGUCACAAGAGAGCUUAAGUGGGUUCAUUUCGGAACAGACCUAGAGUUGCUAGAUUCACCUGGAAUUUUGCCUAUGCGAAUUAGUGACCAGACAGCUGCAAUUAAGCUUGCUAUAUGUGAUGAUAUCGGAGAAAGGUCAUAUGAUUUCCCUGAUGUGGCCGCAAUUCUUGUACAAAUGUUGAUAAGACACCCUGCAGUAGGUUCAGAAGCGCUUUGAAGGCGAUAUAGGAUUGAUGUAGACAACGACUGUGGUAAAAUGUUUGUCACAAAGCUCUCUAUUCACUUGUUCAAUGGAGACACGAACCAAGCAGCUUUCCGCAUAUUGUCAGAUUAUAGGAAAGGCAAAUUUGGUUGGGUGGCGCUCGAGAGACCUCCAGCAUAGCAAUGGAGAUAUCAGAUAAUUUUAGAUGCUAGAGAUGUGCUUGUUCAUAGUACAACACAAUGUAGUGUUCUCUGUCGCUUUGUGGCACAAUUGUAGGACAGUUUUUCCUGCCCUUGUAUACAAUGAAUUAAAGACUAGACAUCUAAAGAAGCAACAUAUCAGAAAUGCUGCUGCUGUUACUUGGCAGUCCAGAGCAAUCGAGCUGUGUAUAAUCACUUGAUUGAGCUCACUGUUACGGAAGUUUGAGAAGCGAAAGAAGGUUGCAGCGAUGCCUUUUUAGUUGCUUGUGUGUACUUCUGAAUGAUCUGUUAAAUGGGGGCACCGAGGUUAGGUUUCGGGCUCUGAGAAUAGAUGUCCUCUACAGUAUAUGGAGAUGCCGGGCAUCGAAACCAUUUAAGCCAAGUGGCCAUGAAAAUUUAGGACAUCUAGAUCCUUUUACCCCCUUUUUUCAAAACUUGCACUUUCCAUUUCUUGUACAGGUAGACACGACAUAAUUUUCACAACAUUUUUUCCUAUAACGAUACCAUCUUUGCUACCACCAGUUUUGCAGCUCCAAUGACAGAUUGCUAGUUUCUCACCA